GGGCCGUUGUACCGAAAAGGUCCUGCUCUCUUUGACGCGUACCUACUUGGCAGUUAUAUUACUAGACUAGAGUGAAGGCCACAAUUGUCUACGGAUCCCGUUUCAUCACCAAAAGAACUCAAAUUCCCUUCUUCACAGUGUUGGAAAACAGGUUUCUAAUCAGGUCAGAGCGGGGAACUUUCUUCCAAACUCAUAAGAUGGGGAAUAUCUGUCGAAUAUUCCAAUGCCUCUUCUUUAUCGCCGGAUGUUUGUCAGAGGCUCUGGCGUCAACGGUCUCCUACGAAACUUCAUCGGAUAGUGCCAUCACCCUGCUGGCAUCUCUGAUAUGCGAUAAAAGACCUAACUUACCAAACUGUUUGGAACUGAAGGAAACUCUUCAAAGGUCAUCAGCAGCUGAAAACGUUGACAUCAUCAGACAAAAUUCGUCUGUUAGACUCGUCCAGGACUAUAUUGCUGAAACGGAGGAAGAAACCCAAAGGCUGCGACACAAAGAAAUGGACCAAGGAACCAAGAUAGCUUAUUUGGAAGGGAAUAACAGACAACUUCAGAACAAAGUGCAGGCGCUUGAGAUGGAGAUGCUUGCCACUCAUAGGAAAUAUCCAAGAAUUUUCAAAAGCCUCGCUGUUCAGUCAGAUACAUCUCCCGAAGGGAAUGGCUAUCAACCAACUGCUAAACUUCUGAGGCCCGUGGAUUGUGCAGACUAUCUAAUUGUAGGAGCUCAUAAGAGUGGCAUAUAUGAUAUCUACCCUUUCAAGUGCCGAUGCAGUGAACCUGUGAAGGUAUGGUGUGACAUGGAGACGGAUGGUGGAGGCUGGACAGUCAUUCUAAACCGAAGGCACUCCAGCAACCCAGUUAAUUUUACUCAGUCCUGGAAUGGUUACAAGAAAGGUUUCGGAAAUGCAUCCUCCGAAUACUGGAUCGGAAAUGACGUCUUAAACAUCAUGACAAACACAAGAGAAUACUCACUCCGCCUUGACUUUGAACAGACAGAAGGAAGCUCAAGAUGGGCUGAGUGGCCUGUGUUCACCGUAGCAAAUGAAGCCAACAGGUAUAAGCUAGAUAUUCCUGGAUUUCAAGCCUUCAGUAUGACUGAUAACUGCAUGGCUCAGCAUCAUGGCAAAUAUUUUUCAACAUUUGAUUUCGACAACGAUGGGAACUCCAGAAACUGUGCCGAAACCAAAAUGAGUGGAUUUUGGUACCAUAACUGCGCUACUUUGGACCCUACUAUCCCUUUCAACUCAGAUGGGGUCCUAAGGACAGCUUGUACGUACAAGGUGAAUGGACAGAGUGUACAACUCGUAGGACCUGCCCUGCAGCUGAAAAUCCGGCCCAAGAUUUGUGGUGAGUUGGUGAAGGCUGUGCACUUCAACACGCACACAUGUGAAGGACACAAUGCAUAAGGCUAUUUUCAGAUGCUCAGAUGUAUCACAACAAAGAUAUUAGAAGUCAGUACAUCAAAAGAUACUGUGUAACAGAAGACAGAAGUAUUAAUAAAAAAAUUCCUUUGGCAAAGAAUGUGAGAUGUUUCAGCCCUUAGAAAUCUGUACUGAAAAUGUUAUCUAGCCCUAUCUGUUGCACCCUUUGGAACUUCAAUCAUAAUGCGAUUGAAAAUGCAAUGCUGAACAUAUAAUUUGAUUCUAACAAGAGCACAAGGCAGAAAAUUGUCAUAUUCCCUGCUUCAUGGCAGAUUUAACAUGUUGAAAUAUAUUUCAUGUGCCUAAAAGACUGUACAACACAGUGAAAUAUGAAUUUACAGUUAUUAUACGACAUUGCAUCUUUCUGGUAUAGCGUAAUUGCAACAUAUUGAUAUACCUUGAGAGUAGAGGAAAAUUACAGGUACUAUUUAAUUGUUACAGCUUAGUCUAGAUAGGAACAAAAAAUAAUUUUUAGAUUAUGCUACAUAGGUUUUAACUAAAUACAUGAUAACAAUUUCAAUUA
Molecule: messenger RNA, 1938 nt
Organism: Macrobrachium nipponense
Lineage: Eukaryota; Metazoa; Arthropoda; Malacostraca; Decapoda; Palaemonidae
Product: microfibril-associated glycoprotein 4-like
Exons: 11
Coding region: 198-1400 (400 amino acids)
Source: RefSeq, a predicted model, not a curated record